AUCAAAGAAUUUAAGCAUGAAUUGUCAUUGCGGACGCAUCCAUUUCUAACAAAGAAAAGUCCGGCGGUGACAGACACUCCAUCGACGCCAACCAAUCAGUCACCAGAAUAUUGAUAAAGUUGGUCAGAGUGCUAGAAUAACUUCGCAUUUCAAAGUCAAAACAGACAAUUCCACUGAGGCGAUAAUUAAGAAUACCACCCAUUCCUCUGGAAAGGUAAGAGAUAUGGAAGGAGAUAAAGGAAUAGUGUGCGUGACUGGAGGGACCGGUUACGUUGGCUCCUGGUUGAUCAAACUGCUUCUUGAGCUCGGUUACUCUGUUCAUACCACUGUUAGAGCUGACCCAGGUAACAAGAGAGACCUUAGCUUCCUCACCAACCUACCAGGAGCAAAUGAAAGGCUUAAAAUCUUCACAGCAGAUCUUAAUGAUCCCGAGAGUUUUGGUACUGCCAUCGAGGGAUGCAAAGGAGUUUUCCAUGUUGCUGCUCCCAUGGAUUUCCAGGACAACGAACCCGAAGCAGUUGUGACCCAAAGGUUAAUCGAUGGAACAUUAGGCAUCUUGAAGACAUGCUUGAGAUCAAACACAGUGAAGAAAGUUGUAUACACUUCUAGUAUUACCGCCGUAUAUUUCAACAAGAUCAAGAAUGUGGAGAUUAUGGACGAGAGUUAUUGGAGUGAUGUGGAUUACAUUCGAUCAGAAGUUAAGUCAUAUGUGAGUUCUUAUGCCAUUACCAAGACUUCGACAGAAAAAGCAGUUCUUGAAUUUGCAGAACAACAUGGAUUGGAUUUGGUUUCCAUCAUUCCUCCUAUGGUUCUGGGUCCCUUCAUCUGUCCCAAGAUGCAUGGUCCAGUGCGCACCGCAUUGUCUCCCAUCCUAGGGAGUAGGAAAAACAAUAAUCUUCUUCUCAAUCUUGCAAUGGUGCAUAUGGAUGAUUUGGCAAGGGCAUUCAUCUUCCUGCUUGAGCAUCCUGAGGCAAAAGGAAGGUAUAAUUGUUCCUCUGAUACGGUUACUGCUCCAAAGAUAGUUGAAAUUCUUUCAACUAACCAUCCAGAAUUCCCAAUUGUAGACACCCUGGAAGGAAUUGAAGGUGCUAAAUUGCCUGGUUUGUCAUCAAAGAAGCUCUUGGAUUUGGGUUUCAGAUUCAAGUAUGGGGUUGAGGAUAUGUAUGAUGGAGCUAUUAAAAGCUGCAAGGAGAAAGGCCUUCUCUAGUAAGCAUAAACACGGUAUGGAAUCUAUAGGAAUGAUGUUAACUCAUUGUUUCAUUGCAGGGAGAAAGGAGGCCUGAUACAAUUCAAUCAAUAGAUGAUGCUGAUGCAAUACUUCUUUUGAAGAUUAUAGGAUUCUUUUGCUCUAAUUAAAUGAAAAUUUAAAUGUAUUUUUCUGCAUUUUUCAUGUUUGAAUGCUUGUGUUUUCAUGGACUUCAUACAUGCUAGUUUGUUUCGGAGAUAAUUGUAUGCAGUUUCUUGCUUGUCCUGUGAACCCAUCACUCUGCCUGUAAUUACUUUUCUUUUUAUUAUAGAGGAAUAUAUUCAGUUGAUGGAACCAAA
This is a messenger RNA of Gossypium raimondii (Peruvian cotton), 1545 nucleotides long. RefSeq names its product vestitone reductase. Lineage: Eukaryota; Viridiplantae; Streptophyta; Magnoliopsida; Malvales; Malvaceae. The record is from RefSeq and is a predicted model, not a curated record. Gene Ontology annotation, molecular function: oxidoreductase activity, acting on the CH-OH group of donors, NAD or NADP as acceptor. The transcript has 4 exons. The coding region runs from base 224 to 1207 and encodes 327 amino acids.